Molecule: messenger RNA, 4632 nt
Organism: Conger conger (European conger)
Lineage: Eukaryota; Metazoa; Chordata; Actinopteri; Anguilliformes; Congridae
Gene: top3b
Product: DNA topoisomerase III beta
Exons: 18
Coding region: 254-2824 (856 amino acids)
Biological process (GO): DNA topological change
Cellular component (GO): nucleus
Molecular function (GO): DNA binding; DNA topoisomerase type I (single strand cut, ATP-independent) activity
Source: RefSeq, a predicted model, not a curated record
CUAGGAACUACUUCCGAGGUCAAAGGUGUCAUGGCUGCCUCUGAGAUCAAAAAUUGAAGCUAACUUAAAGAGUUUAAUGCCAUUUGUUACGGCAUUGUACCAUAUGAGGACACAUCGCUCCAACAGAACACAACUUAAUCAACGUACUGCUGGUGAUAAAACAACGUUUAGCUACAGACUAUAGCCAAGAUAGUCAGACUAGCUUGUGCCAGCUAUCCUUUGUCUACCCAUCUCACCUCCGGAAUUGUCAACAAUGAGGACGAUCUUGAUGGUCGCAGAGAAGCCUUCAUUGGCACAAUCCAUCGCAAAAAUCCUAUCCAAAGGAAGCUGCAGCAGCCGGAAGGGGCUGAACGGAGCAUGCUCAGUGCACGAGUACACGGCCAGCUUCAGGGGGCAGCCCUGCCGCUUCAAGAUGACCUCCGUCUGUGGGCACGUCCUGAGCCUGGACUUCAUAGGGAAAUAUAAUAACUGGGAUAAGGUGGACCCCGCUGAGCUCUUCAGCAAUGCCCCUACGGAGAAGAAGGAGGCCAAUCCCAAACUCAACAUGGUCAAGUUCCUGCAGGUUGAGGCGAAAGGCUGUGACACAGUGGUUCUCUGGCUGGACUGUGAUAAAGAGGGAGAGAACAUCUGCUUUGAGGUCCUGGACGCGGUGCAGCCGGUGAUGAGUAAGGGUUAUGGCGGGGAUCAGACCGUGUUCAGAGCCAAGUUCAGCUCCAUCACCGACACGGACAUCUGCAACGCCAUGAACAACCUGGGCCAGCCCAACCACAACGAGGCCCUGAGCGUGGACGCCCGACAGGAGCUUGACCUGCGCAUCGGCUGUGCCUUCACCCGGUUCCAGACGAAGUAUUUCCAGGGUAAAUAUGGGAAUCUGGACUCAUCUCUGAUCUCGUUCGGACCCUGCCAGACCCCCACCCUGGGGUUCUGUGUGGAGCGGCACGAUAAGAUCCAGUCCUUCAAGCCCGAGACAUACUGGGUCAUCCAGGCCAAGGUUUUUAAAGGGAAAGAGAACCCCCUCACACUGGACUGGGACCGGGUUCGGGUCUUUGACAGGGAGGUGGGCCAGAUGUUCGUCAACAUGACCAAGACCUCCAGAGAAGCUGUGGUGGAGUCGGUGAGUAAGAAGGAGAAGGCCAAGCAGAGACCACAGGCCCUCAACACCGUGGAGAUGCUGAGAGUGGCCAGUUCAGCACUGGGUAUGGGCCCCCAGCACACCAUGCAGAUAGCAGAGCGUCUCUACACACAGGGCUACAUCAGCUACCCUCGCACAGAGACCACACACUACCCCGAGAACUUCGACCUCAAAGACACCCUGCGCCAGCAGGCCAACAACCCCUUCUGGGCUGACAUAGUGAAGGCUCUCCUGGCGGAGGGGCUGAAUCGUCCCAGGAAGGGGUCGGACGCCGGGGACCAUCCCCCCAUCACCCCCAUGAGAGCGGCCUCUGAGAGCGAGCUGGGAACUGACGGUUGGCGUUUGUACGAGUACAUCACCAGACACUUCAUCGCCACGGUGAGCCAGGACUGCAAGUACCUGCAGACCAUCAUCGCCUUCAGCAUCGGCACGGAGGCCUUCUCCUGCUCCGGCAAGACUCUCAUAUCGGCUGGGUUCACGGAGGUGAUGCCAUGGCAGGGUAUCCCGGAGGAGGAGUCUCUCCCGGACUGUGGGCGGGGCGAUGCCUUCACGGUGGACGAGGUGAAGCUGCAGGAGAAACAGACCUGCCCCCCCGACUACCUGACCGAGGCCGAGCUCAUCACCCUGAUGGAGAAACACGGCAUCGGGACGGACGCCAGCAUCCCUGUGCACAUCAACAACGUCUGCCAGAGGAACUACGUCACCGUGGAGAGCGGACGCCGCCUGAAACCCACUAACCUGGGCAUCGUGCUCGUGCACGGCUACUACAAGAUAGACGCAGAGCUGGUCUUGCCCACGAUCCGCAGCGCAGUGGAGAAGCAGCUGAAUCUCAUCUCGCUGGGGAAGGCAAACUUCCAGCAGGUUCUGCAGCAUACACUCGACAUCUUCAAGAGGAAGUUCCACUACUUUGUAGACUCUCUGGCAGGUAUGGACGAGUUGAUGGAGGUCUCUUUCUCUCCCAUCGCUGCCACGGGGAAGCCACUCUCCCGCUGUGGGAAGUGUCAUCGCUUCAUGAAGUACAUCCAGGCCAAGCCGAGCCGGCUGCACUGUUCUCACUGUGACGAGACGUACAGUCUGCCGCAGAACGGCGCCAUUAAGCUGUACAAGGAGCUGCGCUGCCCGCUGGACGACUUCGAGCUGGUGCUGUGGAGCUCAGGGGCGCGCGGCAAGAGCUACCCCCUCUGCCCCUACUGCGCCAGCAACCCCCCCUUCAGGGACAUGAAGAAAGGUAUGGGCUGUAACGAGUGCACACACCCCACCUGCCAGCACUCUCUGAACUCGCUGGGCAUCGGCCAGUGUGUGGAGUGUGAGGGCGGGGUGCUGGUGUUCGACCCCACCUCCGGGCCCAAGUGGAAGAUGGCGUGUAACCGCUGCAGCGUGGUGGUGCACUUCUUCCAGCAGGCGCACAAGGUGCAGGUGUCGGCGGAGAGCUGCGAGGCGUGCGAGGCCUCUCUGGUGGCCGUCGACUUCAACAAGGCGCGCUCGCCGCUGCCCGGCGACGGCACGCAGCACACGGGAUGCGUGUUCUGCGACCCGCUCUUCCAGGACCUGGUGGAGCUCAAGCACGCCACCAUGAGGCACCCCAUGCACCGGGGCGGGCGGGGCCGGGGGCGCGGCCGACGCCCGGGCGGGAGGGGAAACCCCAAGAAACCCAAAGACAAAAUGGCCGCCCUGGCUGCGUACUUUGUGUAGCUGCCGCGUGUCGUCGUAUGUCAUCACGCCUCCCCCUUACCGUGCUUACUGAAAGUCUGAAUUACACAUGAGUUAUACAGUAAACAUGUACAGUAUUUUAUAGCAUGUAUGACCAGAGUUUUGUUUGUCCUGAUGGUCUCCCUGAUUUAGCCAGUAGGUUACAGUGAUGCCAAAGGCCUUAAAUAUCAGAGAAGAUUCAAUGGAAAAAAAUAAAUUAAUAAUAAUAAUAAUAAUAAAAUGGUUAAAAGCACCAGAAAGACUCAUUUUACCCGUUAAGAUUCUGAAUGGUCCUUCUCACAGCUAAUCCACAGGAACGGUUCUGAUUGUAUAUCUGUGGGGCUGCUAGUCCCGUUUAGCUGCAGUGUAGCUAUAAGUUAGCUGGGCGGGUGUAAAGCUGGGUGUAAAGCCGGGUAUAAGCGAUAGCAGCCUUGGAUGUACACAGUGUGUUGAUGUUCACUAUUUCCCCCAAUUCAUCAAUUAAAAUAAAAAUAAAAAUUUUGGAACACGAAACCCUCUGCUACCUUAGCUAUCCUGAUAAUAUUUAGCUAGCUCACCGCUAAUGAACACGCAAUCACGUAACUGCCAGGGUCACUCGAAUUAGAUGCUUCAAGGCAAACAGCAGGAUCUCUCCUCGCUUCACUCCUGUGUUUACAUGUAAAAAAAGAUCUGCCCCCGUUCUCACCCCGCGCCCCUACACCCUCGCAUUCUGCCCAUUGCUGGCUGCCAUGUGAUAGCAAUGAGCGGUCUAAUAUAAUUCACAAAAAAUCUGCUUUAGUAGUAGUCACUUUCCACACACGCCAUUUCACUAGCUAUUUAACUGCCGUUGUUAGUGGUGGUGCUAGCCACUGCGGUUGCACAAUUCAAAUUUAUGCUACAUCUUUUCUUAAUCGAACGUAAACCAAAACAUUGUCGCAUAUGGUGACGUUCCUAUAUUCAGACCAAUCACGCACGUUUAAAAAAUAUCGCUACUCAGUUAUCGUGCCCUUCUAACAAGUGUCAAGUAAUCUGAUGGCUGAAUCGAUCGAUUCAAAGGCUGAACGAUUCAAUAUUGUAGUUGGUGAUUCGUUAUGGGCUUUUAGUGGAUGCAUUUGGACCGCUUUAACGAUGUUUUUUUCUCUGAUAUAUAUUGCUCUCCAACAAUUGACUUUGCAUGAAAUACAUUUUCGACUAUUUUUUUAUUACAACCGCUAAUAAUUUACGGAGUAAUUUAUUCCUGUACUCAGAGUGUUGGUUAUUUUUUGUGUCUCCACAUGCGGAAACGAAAGUACGAGGGCAGGUAAAUCUUGUCAGACAAAUGUAAGGGGUGAUCUAUCGAGGAGAAUGCGCUCCAAACUGAUACUGGGCUUAAUUUCUCCUCCAAGAAUUUUGCCAAUCUGUCAAAUCGAUGCACUAUGUCAACGGCUGUUUUUGGUAUGACUUUACACCUAGUAGAGAGUAUGUGCAUAUUUUAUGUUAUAUCUUAGCUGUACGUGGGAACUGAAUCAGUUUGUGCAACCGGUUUACAUUAAUUUACAUGACACGGCGUAACUCUGUAUUUGCGUUCAAAUUUACUGAGAAAUAAGCAGCGGUGUGCUGGGGGACCCAGCUAUCAGCCCAUUUGUUAGAAAAACAAACACUCGGAGCUACACAAGCAAAGUAUUGGGCAGAAGUGAACACAAACACAGAUUGCCAGUGUAUAGAAGUAUAUGGUAAUGAAUGAGCAUGUUUUAUUCUGGAACAUGAUUCAGCUACAACCUCCAUAACCUACUGUUAAUGUGAAACAUUAAACACUGUUACGUCCAUUAAAGACUAUUUUGUUUCCAAUUUUA